This is a messenger RNA of Neoarthrinium moseri, 1638 nucleotides long. RefSeq lists its product as uncharacterized. Gene Ontology annotation, biological process: carbohydrate metabolic process. Bases 1 to 1638 code for a protein of 545 amino acids. The record is from RefSeq and is a predicted model, not a curated record. Gene Ontology annotation, molecular function: hydrolase activity, hydrolyzing O-glycosyl compounds. NCBI's taxonomy places the organism in Eukaryota, Fungi, Ascomycota, Sordariomycetes, Amphisphaeriales, Apiosporaceae. The transcript has 4 exons.
AUGGCAACGUUCCACAACCCGAUCCUGCGCGGCUUCAACCCGGACCCCACCGUGUGCGUGGUCCCGGGCGCAUCCCUGGCGUUCCCGCGGCCGGGGUCGUCGUCGUCGUCGUCAACAUCGACGACGCACUACUUCCUCUCCACCAGCACCUUCGAGUACUUCCCUGGCUGCGCCAUCUACCACUCGACCGACCUGCUGAACUGGGACCUCGUCGGCCAUGCGCUCACACGCCGGUCCCAGCUCGAGAUGCGGACCGUAGAGCCUGGCCGGUGUCAACAGGAGCGUAUUUUCCCGCGUGGAUUCUACGUCUGGACGGACAACAUAUGGGAUUCGAGCUCGUGGUCUGAUCCAGUCUAUUUUGACAACCCGGGCUUCGACCAAGAUCUCUUCUGGGACGACGCCACCUCCAAAGUCUACCUGAGCACCACGACCCGCCUGAAGAACCGGCCGGCCGGCUCCAAGCAGAAGGACUUCGCCAUCCACGUUUCGGAGAUCGACCUCCCAACGGGUCGCACGCUGACGCCGCCGGUCGUCAUCCGCCGGUCGCACCACGGCAUCGCCGAGGGCUCGCACAUCCUGCGGCGCGGGCCGUACUACUACCUGCUCACGGCCGAGGGCGGCACCGAGGCCGGGCACCAGGAGUGGAUCUUCCGCAGCCGGGACGGCGUGCUCGGGCCCUGGGAGGGCCAGGGCAAGCCCCUCUGGUACAACGGGCCGGACGAGGAGGUGCAGCGCACGGGGCACGUGGACAUCUUCGCCGACGGGAACGGGGACUGGUGGGGGGUCUUUCUGGGGGUGAGGCCCGUCCGGCGGACGGCGGAGGACGGCGGCGGCUUCUUGGAGCCGCAGAUGGGCAGGGAGACGUUCCUGGUCAAGGUAGACUGGGUGGACGACUGGCCCGUCUUUAACGAGGGGAUGAAUAUCACAUUGGAGACCAAGGGCAGAGGGGGUCAUGUCAAGCAGUCGUUGGCUGAGUUGAAACCCGGGGACGUGAAGUGGAGGGCAGAUUUGAGCAGCGGCGAGCUGGACCUGGGGUGGUACCAGAAGAAUACGCCGUUGAAGCAGUGCUAUUCCCUCACGGAGAAGCCGGGGUUCCUGCGCAUAUAUGGGAACUGCUACGAUCUCACGUGGCCGGAGGCGCCAGCAAUGCUCCUGCGCAAGCAAACCUCGUACCACGAGACGUUCCACGCAACGAUGUACUUUGACCCGACUCAGACCGGCUACGAGGCGGGGAUGGUGCUCUGGUGGAGCCAGUUCUCAUUCGCAACCAUCGGGGUGACGCUCCACGGUGGUUCGGAAGGACAAGGGGCUCCUGUACGGACUCUGGUCUGCCGCCGGCCAAAGGUAGGGGGAGGUGUCCAGGAAAGCUACGGGCCUACGCUAAAGGCCGUAGGUUCGGAGGCCGUCCGGCUCAUGAUCACGGCGAGAGCUACAGAGUACGCACUGGAGAUCUCAUCCAACGAGGCCACGGAAAAGGUGGUCAUCGGCGCGUCAGAGUUGACAACAAUGCCGCCAGUAGGCGGGGCCUUUUGCGGUGUCAUGGUUGGCCUCUACUCUUUCGGGAAGGGGGAGCCAGUAUUGGACCCAGCCGACUUUUCAGAUAUAUCUAUUGUGGAAGAGGGACCAAGAUGGGGUUAG